Molecule: messenger RNA, 1472 nt
Organism: Prunus persica (peach)
Lineage: Eukaryota; Viridiplantae; Streptophyta; Magnoliopsida; Rosales; Rosaceae
Product: transcription factor bHLH113
Exons: 10
Coding region: 389-1252 (287 amino acids)
Biological process (GO): regulation of transcription by RNA polymerase II
Cellular component (GO): nucleus
Molecular function (GO): protein dimerization activity; RNA polymerase II cis-regulatory region sequence-specific DNA binding; DNA-binding transcription factor activity, RNA polymerase II-specific
Source: RefSeq, a predicted model, not a curated record
AGUGAGAGAGCCGCCCCAUGGCAUUAUAUAAUUUAAGGUUCUGAGUCAUCUGGACGUUUCAUAUUCCUUUCAUGAUCAUGCAGUUUCUUACCAAUUACAUAUAACCUUGUCUUCCCAACGUUUUCUCUUUAAGGAUAAGAACCGUUGCUACACUCAAAAGGAGCCCGAAGCUCACACCUCCACUGCAGAAUAUAUACCUCCACCUUUGGACAAAUUCUCAUCUCAUUGGUCUUGGCUCUUUCACUGGCAAACCCUUCCUAGUUUAGAGUUUUUUGAGAUCAGAGAAGUUGAUAGGAUCACUUUGGCAAGAUAAGGCUUUUCUGAUCUGUGUGUGCAAACAUCAACAGAAGGGCUAUCUGUCUCUGCAGAAGUGGAUUUGUUGGGCUCAAUGAGAAACGCUCUUCUUCCAUCUGUACCCUUCCAUCUUUACAACUUUGGAAACAAUAUUGAAGUUCAGAUGUCAAAUUGGGAUGCUCAAGUCAACAUGAACAGAAGACUUGGGUUUUACAUGGGGUCCAAGGCAUUCGAAAGUGACAACCAAAAUAGCAGAGCUGGAGACGACUUUUCUCUUCCUCUUCCUCUUCCUCUGCAGUCAUCAUCCCUCCUUGCUUAUCAACCAGCUUAUCCAUCUGGUGCAUUCAGAUACCAUGAUGGUGUUUCCCAGCAGCCAGUCUUGCUGGACAAGAAGAUUUCAGCUCCCCAAUUUGAAGCAGAUUUCCAGGCCAUACAAAAUGCAAGGAAACGUCCAAUUGAGGUUGAUGACCUUGGUGGUCUGGUUGGUGACAAGACAGCUCUAAACGAAUGGAACCAAAAUAAGAGAAGCAAGGUGACAAAUUCUCAACAACAAUGGCAUCAACAGUUCCAAGAAACCUCAAUGCAACAACAAAACAAUAAGAAGUUGCAUGCGCCUGUGAGAAGAAGCCAAAAGCUCAGUGACAAGAUCACGGUUCUUCAGAAACUGGUUUCCCCCUAUGGCAAGACUGACACUGCCUCAGUUCUUCAAGAGGCUUCCAUUUAUAUCAUGCUACUUCAAGAACAAAUUCAGCAGAAUCUGCUAAGGAUGUUUAGUAGUUCAUACAAGAAUGCUGCAGUUCUUCACACACAGGAAUGUGGGAGCCGGCAGGUGCUCGACCUCAGAAGCAAAGGCCUUUGUUUGGUUCCUGUAUCUGUUACUCAGAAAGUGACCAUGGAAGAGGGUGUUGAUCAUGCUGCUACAUCAAGAAAAAUUGUCAUAGCUAAUAACUUGUACUGAUCUAUAAACACCAGCCCAACUAUUUUGAACUAUAGAAUUUUAAUCCCUUCCUUCUUAGAGUUGAUUUGAAGAGGGAAUUGAGAGAAUAUUAAUCUUGAACCAAAGAGAGGUCCCUUUGCCCCACUUUGUUACUUAAUUAUAACAAAAGGUGAUGUGUUGAGUAGCUUCGGUUUUAUGGGCAAGUCCUAAUAUUACAUCAUUUCAUACUCCUUUUAUUCGA